Messenger RNA from Mauremys reevesii (Reeves's turtle), 10024 nucleotides. It is a transcript of the gene PPP1R12B, whose product is annotated as protein phosphatase 1 regulatory subunit 12B. The transcript has 27 exons. Gene Ontology annotation, biological process: signal transduction. The record is from RefSeq and is a predicted model, not a curated record. NCBI's taxonomy places the organism in Eukaryota, Metazoa, Chordata, Testudines, Geoemydidae. Gene Ontology annotation, molecular function: phosphatase regulator activity; protein kinase binding; enzyme inhibitor activity. Gene Ontology annotation, cellular component: Z disc; A band; cytoplasm. Bases 65 to 3289 code for a protein of 1074 amino acids.
GGGGGCGCUGCGCUCUCCUCCGGGGUGAAGCUCGCUGCGGUCCCUGCUCCUCAGUGCGGCGGCGAUGUCGGAGCCGGGGCACCUGGGGGUGAAGCGGGCCGAGUCGGCGCGGCUGCGGCGGGCCGAGCAGCUGCGGCGCUGGAAGGGCUCGCUGACCGAGCUGGAGCCGGUGGCGCCGGUGGGCGCCCGGGGCCGGCACCGCGGCGGGGGGGCCCCCCGCGUCCGCUUCGAAGAGGGCGCCGUGUUCCUGGCCGCCUGCUCCAGCGGGGACGCCGAGGAGGUGAAGCGUCUGCUGGCCCGCGGCGCCCGCAUCAACACGGCCAACGUGGACGGGCUGACAGCGCUGCACCAGGCCUGUAUAGACGAGAACCUGGACAUGGUGAAGUUCCUGGUAGAAAAUGGAGCCAGUGUAAACCAGCAGGAUAAUGAGGGCUGGACCCCCCUUCAUGCUGUGGCAUCCUGUGGCUAUCUGAACAUAGCAGAAUACUUGCUCAGCCAUGGAGCCAACGUGGCUGCUGUGAACAGUGAAGGUGAAGUCCCAUCUGACCUUGCAGAGGAAGCAGCCAUGAAGGACCUGCUUCUGGAACAAGUAAAGAAACAAGGGGUGGACCUGGACUUGGCAAGGAAAGAGGAAGAGCAACAGAUGCAGCAGGAUGCACGGCAGUGGCUGAACAGUGGGAAGCUUGAGGAUAUAAAGCAACCUCGGUCAGGUGCUACUGCUCUGCAUGUAGCUGCAGCCAAGGGCUACUCUGAAGUCAUGAGGCUCUUGAUCCAAGCUGGGUUUAAUUUGAAUGUCCAGGACAACGAUGGCUGGACUCCACUCCAUGCUGCUGCACACUGGGGAGUGAAAGAAGCUUGCACUAUCUUGGCUGAAGCGCUCUGUGACAUGGACAUCAGGAACAAGCUGGGCCAGACACCAUUUGAUGUGGCUGAUGAGGGACUGGUUGAGCACUUGGAGAUGCUGCAGAAAAAACAGAAUGUGCUGCGCAGUGAGAAGGAGACGAGAAACAAGCUAAUUGAAGCUGACAUGAAUGGGAAACUGCAAAGUGGACUCUUCAAAAACAAAGAGAAGAUUCUUUAUGAAGAAGACACUCUGAAGUCCCGGGAACCAGAAGAGGAGAACAAGGAAUCGAGCAGUUCCAGCUCUGAGGAAGAGGAGGAAGCCGAAGAGGAUGAGGCGUCAGAAUCAGAUGCUGAAAAGGAGGCAGAGAGAAAGAAAGAGUCCUUUGCCAACCAUUCUGGUCAUGAACCCAGGACUAGCGUCACUGAGCAAAUACCACCACCAGAGCAUAACUCCUUCACUGCAGCUCCUGGCAGAAAAUUCACCAGUUUGCUCAACAAAUCAGAGGAGCAAAAGGAUGAAUCUCCCUCAUCUUGGAGGCUUGGUCUACGGAAAACUGGCAGCCACAAUAUGCUAAGCGAAGCUGCUUCCCGGGAGGCACUGAGAGAGAGAGGUUCCUCCAUCUACCGCUCUUCAUCGAGUCCCCGGAUUUCUGCAUUCUUAGACAACAAAGAAAAGGAUAAGGAUAGCAAAAACUACUUUGCCCCCAUAGCCCCUAGAAGACUAAGCAGUACGGGUGACAUAGAAGAAAAGGAAAACAGAGAAUCUGCUGUUAACCUGGUGAGGAGUGGCUCCUACGCCCGGCAGCCAUGGAGGGAUGAGCCAAAGGGAAACGAAGCCCCCCAGACUGGUGCACCUUCCACCUACGUAUCUACCUACCUGAAAAGUGCUUCAUUUGGUAGAAGUAGUGACCUCAACAGUCCCUACAUUUCAGCCAAUCGUAAUACAUCUGCUACCUCACCCACUACCAUUGGUUCAUCUACCUCAUUGGGCACCCAGUGGCAACCUGCCUCUUCCUGUCCUACAUCUCUUAGUGCGAACACUACUGCAUCAAUCCGCCAGUAUACCAGAGCCCCAUACCGGCAACAAACUGACUCUACUGUAGAGAAAAAUACAGAGAACAUCUCUGCUAGCACUCCACUAGGUGUAAUCACAAAUCGCACUGUACUCAGCACUGCCAAUGGUGUUACAUCUGCCAACGCCACGUCAACUACUGGAACGGACUCCUCAAAUGGAGAAGCCAGGGAGCGAAGAAGGUCGUAUCUGACUCCUGUGCGGGAUGAGGAAGCAGAGUCACUAAGGAAGGCCCGAUCCAGACAGGCCCGCCAGACUCGUAGGUCUACGCAGGGUGUAACACUCACAGACCUUCAGGAGGCAGAGCGAACUUUCAGCCGGUCUCGAGUGGAGCGGCAAGCUCAGGAACAACAAAGUGAGAAACCUGAGAGCACUGAGGACAGCAGUGAGAGACGGGAGGAGACCCGGCCCUGGUGGAAUAGAAACCAGGAUGAGGAGUCUGUCUAUCGGCGAUUAAGGUGUCCAGCACAAACAGACAAACCCACAACACCAGUAUCUCCCUCUACGUCAGCCCCUUCUCUUUACACAAGUUCUCACCUGGCCCAGACAAGUAGAUCUCUGGGCCCUGACUCUGUGAACCCAGCAGACUUCCAAAGCACAGCCACUGAGAUGGAGAAAAAUGAGUGUGAAGAUCAGGAUUUAGAUGAUAGAUCUCCAAACAAGCAGUCAAUCCGAGAGAGGCGGCGGCCAAAGGAGAGGCGAAGAGGCACUGGAAUCUCUUUCUGGACAAAAGAUGACGACGAGGUUGAUGGGAAUGAGGAAGUGAAGGAGUCUCGGCAUGAAAGACUUUCCAGGUUGGAAUCAGCAGGUACAAGCCCUACCACCAGCGACUCGUACAGCGAUCGCGCCUCCAGCCGCUCCAGCGCUUACACCAGAAGAGAGAACCGCCUGGCUUCCCUCAGCAGUAGAACAGAGGAGGAGACUAACAGGGACUAUAAAAAACUCUAUGAGGACGCGCUUUCCGAAAACCAAAAGCUGAAAUCAAAACUGCAGGAAGCCCAGCUGGAGCUCGCUGAUAUCAAAUCGAAACUGGAAAAAGCAGCCCAGCAGAAACAGGAAAAAACCUCUGACCGAUCGAGUAUGCUGGAAAUGGAGAAAAGGGGGAAACGAGCCCUCGAGCGGAGACUUUCUGAAAUGGAGGAGGAGAUGAAGGUGCCCUCCAGUAGACUGAUCCCAACCAGAGUGAAUAGAGAGGACUUGAAUCCCCUUGUAGCAGACUCUCUAGGGCUAGAGAAGCAGAACCUCCACCAGCUCAAACAGAUUCACACCCUGAGGCAGAUGAAUGAGCAGCUGUUGGCUGAAAACAGGGCCUUGACCCGGGUCGUAGCCAGGCUCUCAGCGGCCACCGAGCCCUCAGAAUCAGAAGAGCUAUAGCUUCUUCCCCUCCAGUUCACCUCGCCUCCUUCCUCUAUUCCAGGUUUUGACAGAGCUGAAGUCAGACAAUCAGAGGCUGAAAGAUGAAAAUGGAGCACUCAUCCGUGUCAUCAGCAAACUCUCCAAGUAGGGCGUCGGAAGGAAGGAAGGAGGGGGCUUCUGUGCACAAGCUGCCAACCCUGCCACCCAACCGCCUCUUGACCUCCAAUCAAAAGUACAGCAAGCCUUUCAGCCGUGGGAACAAUGCGCCUCGCACUCCCCUGUCCCGUCCCCUCAUUGUACAUUCCCUUAGCACCCCUCUGAAUGCACCCCCCAGCCAUUUUAUUAUUUUAAUUUAAGCAUGUUGUGGUAUCUUGGACAUUUUAUUCAAGGGGAAAAGAAACAUGAGAACUGGGUUUGAGCUGCCAAAACUUCCCGCCACAAACCCAGCCUUGUCCACAUUGGACUCCAGUCUGGAGCAGAGAAGCUUCUACUGUAAUAAGCGAUACAGAAAUGACUCUGUAGAAGUGAUCUGACGGGUCCAGAACCUUUGUAGCUGGGGCCGGGGGGACAUGAGCGGGAGCUGUUACACUGAGGCUGUACGUCAGCUGCCCACUUGGCGUUGGGGGUCCGGUUACAAUGUGAUGCUGUGAAAGCCACGAGGGCUUGUUUCUGUGACAGACUGUGACGACAGCUGCUUUGCACGGAGGCUCUGUUCUCCUGUCGUCCCAGUAGCUGACUCUCUAUUUAACGUACGAUUUUAAAUCUGUUUGUUAUCUUCAUUUCUGAAUCCCAGUUUCAGACCCUCCUUCCCCCCUCCCCUUUUGCCCAUGCUUCGUUUCUGCAGCUCAGGCGAUCGUGGGUCACUCUGUACUCCUUCCACAGUUGCUAUCUCAGUUACUAUCCAGGUAAUAGCAUCUGCUAAUUGCAUCUGGGCUCUUUCCUCUUGUGAUAAGAUUCAUCACUGAUAUUGGCCGGGGUCUCUGAUGAAGGAGAAACUGAAGCAGCAGAGGUCACCUGCUGCCCUCAUAUGCACAUGUAACAAAUCUGGGUGUGAAUAUCCAUGCAGGGAGGUACGCAUGCACAAGUAACCAACCCCCAUCUUCUUCCAGUAGCAACAGGACGAGCAUUUGUCUGUUAGUGUUACUUACAGGAUAGCACCCUGCAAAGUACUCGGAGCAGAUGUCUGGUGUACUUGUUUUAAUUUCCAACAAGAGCAAAAACAAAUGAAAAUACAGGUGUAUUUUGAGUUGGCUUUAUAGGGGGUGAGGGUGGAGAGGCCGUAUUUGGCUACAAAAAGGAUAGUCCGGCCUUUGAUGGCAAAUCCUGACACAGCUAAUACAGCAAGGUUGAGAAACCUUAAGCGGUGAUCAGUUGCCAGCUCCAUGUCAUUAGAGGGUGUAACUGUUUUCAUUUAAUAGUGGCCAGAAUGAGCCAGUGUGGGGUGUGUACUGGUAACCAGAUCUGUGGGGUAAACUGUCUUGAUUGCUGGAAGCUAGCAACAGGAUUUGACCUUGAUGAAAAUCUCAAAGGGCUCUUUCAUGUCCUGUGUACUUAGAACAAUUUGGAAGUGUUCACUUCCAAGGGCAUUAAGAAGGUGACUCCUCCAGAUGUUACACACGUCUCUUUCUAGCUUCCAGUGGAAGCCAGGCAUUAACUUGUUAACACAUCUGCUGAGCCUACUGUUAGAGGACUAUUUGUGGUGGGUUCGGGAAGGGACCCUCCUUGUUCAGAGAUUCCAGCGCUGGCGCAGAUGAUGUGAGUCUAGCCACUAUGUUGACAGGGACAGAUGAGUAACUUGAACAUGGAUAUUAUUUUCAUAAUUGCUCAACAGGGUAAAGUCUAACUCCGUCUUUAGCAUCUCGGUUAUUGCGUCAGUAGGUGUUGGCCUGGGGCAGAGUUUCUUAUCUCCCUUCUAUUUUUUGUAUCCAAAACUUGGUUUUGCACCUACUCUCCAACUCCUGUGGUGCAUCCACCAUCCUCUCAGCUGAGCAGGAUGACAAGACCCACUUCAGAGCCUCAGUGGCAUCACUUGUGUGUGACGGGAGACACCACUUUUCCUCCGAAUGCAUUGAGUUGUUGCAACUGCAACACAUCUAGUCAGGAGGGGAAGAGACCAAAACCAAUCAUGACACCUGGGCCUUCUGCAUAGCACUGUCUCUGAGCCAGAGAUCCAUUUUACUCCUUCUAGAACUUCAUAGCAUCAGGAAUUAAAAUGGGCAAAUGCUUAUCUGGUUUAAUUACUCACACCCAAGCGCUGCUCUCCUCUUGUAAGCACUUGUUCUCUGGGGUUUUCCCCAUCCCCCUGGAAUUUUCAUUUUAUUGCCCACUGUUUGUUUCAGAUUUGGACUGUUAAGUCUAGAUGUGACAGGAGCUUGCUCACUUCCUAUGUAUAUGGAGGUAGAGGUUCUACACCUGUCAGUGGCCUACGAAGAGCAAUGUCUUUCAGCUGGCUGGUAUGCUAUUGCGAGUCUCUCACCAACAUGUUUUCCAUUGGACAAGAACCACUGCUUUUUUCAACCCAGUCUGCAGGAUUCCAUUCUGCACUAUGAGUUUGCCAUUACCUACCUGGACCAUUAAAAAGACAAAAUUCAGGGAAUCCUUUUUCUUUACUGCGCUUGAUCCUAAUGAAGAAUCUGCAAUAGGUAAUAUGGGAUGCAAGAGGCAUGAAUCUCAUGUAGUACCGUGUGAAGCCAAGACACUUUAAAUUAGGUGUCUGUUUUAGCACUAGGUUUAUCAUUCUAAUCUCCGUCUAGGUUAGAACUCAGAACAACAAUUUAAUGGCAUUGACUAGCCAGAGCCACAAGCGUUUCAUAGUAAUACAGUGCUGUUGUACUCCAGCUUGGUCAGAAUGUUUCUUGGGCUCAGCUGACUUAACUAUCCCACUGAGGAGAUACGGUGCAAGGCACACGGCUUUCUACGCUCAAGGCAGAGUGCAUAGAAAGCAGUUUUUUUAAAAUGUUCCCUAUUUUAAUCCAUAGCAUUUGCCAGUGGUCUCCCCUAGAAUGCACUAGAGCUUUUUCCAAGCAAUUGCUUGGGGGUGAACCCAUUUUUAUCCAAGAAACUUAGCAUAACUUGCAGCUGCAGUAGCUGAGGGACAGUUUUAAUGUGCUUCUUAAUUUAUCUAGCAGGCUUUCCUGGUAAAUUAUUUCCCCAUAACAAGCAAAAUUCACACCUGUCUUUUUAACUGGCAGUGAAAUCUAGAGAAGUGUUUCUUCUGGAUAAAAAAUGCUCCAUUUUUUUGGCAUGCAAGGGUUAGAUUUUAGCCAGGUUGUGUGCAGGGAUGACCUAGCAUUGCAGUGACUCCUAGAAUUUUCUCUGUCAAAUAGAAAUUUGGUGAGGAGGAAAAUGUGGAAGUUUAGAUCUGUGUAUUCUAAACACACUUGGGAAAUGUGGACUGUGCAGGGUGUGCGUGAGAAUUCUGUUUAAAUUGAGAGAGGAGUCCUCUGCCUCUUACAGCUACUUUCCCACCCACAAAAGACUUGCAUCAAAGCUGAACUUCAGAAAUACCCUUUCAUCUUUUGAAGUGCUUUUAUAUCUCUUAUAAAUCCUUAUGCUGCAAGCUCUGUGCUACUCUGGCUUUGACUAGCUGGGCCAUGUAGGUAACAAAGGACCACAGACAUAACCUGAAAUGAGGAAGAAAUGUUCUUUAGCGUGGACUCAGGUUUCAGUUUCAUUGCUCACAAAUUGCAAAGCUAGGGUUUAUUGAAGUGGGAGUGGGCCUGUUUGUCAAAGGUGAGUUUUGGGUAAAAUUGAAAGCUUGCUAAGAGGUAUACCAGAGGUGCUAGAGUUUGCAAAAAAAGCACUCUCCACUUGCAUAGGGAAUGUAGCUAGUCUUGAAAGCUGCCAGUGUGGGACAGAUCUGGAGUGAUGGGCUGUAUUGGCUCGAGAUUAAGGUGGGCAUUCAUAUUUUUGAGUAAACAUGAAUGAAUUGGAGGUCAUUGCAUGGGAGUGACCUCUGAGCUAUUAAAGGACAAUGCAUUUUUUAAAAAGAGAACAGAGGCAAAGUGGAAUCUGUAUAGGAUAGGUGUAUUGUCAGUGUGGCUUCAGUUCUGUUACACCAUGUGACCAGGGAUUUUAUCUAAUGGAUAUUGAUGUGGGACAGUGGUGACAGCAGCUCGCUGUACCAAUAUUGAUCUGCUGUGUGUUGAAGUAGUGAAUUGAUUAGUCUAGAGAGCAGGCCAAAUGUGCCUCAGCCAAUCAGAGAGCAACUUAUCUGCAGUGGUGCAGGUUUUUAUAAGUGUACUGCACUCUUACGAAUAAGCUGGUUUCAGACUGGUUAAGGGUUUUGGUGUCUUUUUAGUUUUGAUCAGUGAAUAAGUCGGCCAUACAGAAAUCGGAUUGGCUGGCACAGUCUCCAGGUAAUUUUACAGCACUUUCAUUCCAUCAUAAAGUGCAGCAGAUAAUACCCAGUUGGUUUGGGCUUUCACCAGCCAUUACAGGUCUUUCUCCCUUACAGCUAUCAGUCAUAAGACAUUGGAGUAUGACCAAUAAUCAAUCAAUUGACAAAGUGCAUGUGACGCAGGUAUUGUACUAUUCUCUUUGAAUUGUGACGUGUCCAUUGGUGAAAGGUCAGUUCAGUCCCAACUCUGUUUGGAAGGACCUGAUUUAAGGGCGUGAACUCUAGUGCUAGAGUCUAGUUGGUGAGAAGCAAGUUAGGUUGUUUUCAAAGCCAUUCUGUACAAAGCUUGUCAGUCCAUAACACACUUCAGCCCCCUGCAGGGGAAAGGACUUUCCAACCCUGAUUCUACCCAUCAUGCUUGGGGCUGAGCAAGCUGGUAAGAACUUCACCAUGUUUGCCCAGGAUAGGUUGAAGAAAUCUUGCCAUUGCUAAUAGAGGACUUUCUCCCUGCUGACUGCAAUUCCUAGGGCGAGUCUCCAGCAACCGAUAAGCCCUCAGAGAUGAAGGCUAGGUUUUCCUGGAUUUGUCUCAUUCAUCCAUCAGCUAGGUAGAGCCCCUAACUUCCAAGGGUAACGGAGUCUCAGGCCACGCUUUGAAAUGCUGGUCAUGUACAUAUGCUUUAAAGUUUCCACUUCUCUCUCCUCUCCUGUCCUCCUCCACCAAAUGCCGUAGCUCCUAUUACUUUUUCUAGGCUAUUGCACUGCCGAUAUGUUCAUAGUGCUUAAAUGUUAUCUCCUUCUUUCUGGCCCUGAGUGAGGGAACCGCCAGAAAAAUUCCAAAUGACCUCACUGGGACAAAGAAAGUGCAGAUUUGCACUGAGCCAGCAAGGGAGCUAUCCUUACCACGAUUGGGUGUUGAAAACGAAUCUAGGUCUGGGAUCUUUGUGAUGCUGAACAGAAUUCGGAGGUGAUCCACAAAAUAUGGCUGUGUGGAAAAGGUACGUGUUCUCAACCAUCCAGGCCUUCUCUAAUUCAGAGCCGCCAGCAUCGGUGUAUAGGGUUGCUUUGUUUUGUGUUCUUGGCAAUAACAUACUGAAGAAAUGCUCCCUUUUGCUAGCUGGCGGUCAGAUCUUUUGAUGCACCGGGGAGUUCUCUUGCAUAGACUUGUCCAGAGCCCAUUUCAGAGGGAGGAAGAGUUGUCUUGCCCCCAGUCUGAGGUUCACCUGCAAUUGUUCCAGGGUAAAAGGAUCUGGUAGUGACUGAUCACUCCCCGUGAAUGCAGGCUGUGGAAGGCCUAUGUCAGCCUGCUGUUGCUGUUAACAGGCUGAUCAGCCAUACUGGACUGCAGGAAGGUGAAGAGAAUGAAGACUGUCUGAGCUUUGCAGCUGUCGUUGGUGAGAGGAAUCUCUGAAGCUGGAGUUCUUGUCUGACACUUCCAGAUCGACUCUGGCUGGAUUCACAAUCCUUUGUUUUGCAGCAGGUUCCCUUUUUCCAAACUUCCAUCUUGGUUAUUCCCUUUCCCAUUAGACUGUUACCAUCCAGAAGCACAGAGCAGCUCCUGAAACUGUUUGGAACCAGUAUUUCUCCUCGACUCUCUCUGCUUUCGCUGCCCUCUGAAAAGAUGGAUUGAUGUGGGAGCUGAAGUGGGUUCUAGCAUAGAAAGUAAAAUGGCCUUUAAAAAAGGGUGGGGGGGAUUGAAAUAGGGUUGGAAAAAAUCCGCAAUGGCAAUUUCCUGAAUGACUGCUUAGUUCACUGCAGUGUUUGUAGUUAGACCCAGCUUUGAGGUACUGUGGAGUCUCCAGCCCCUCGGAGCAUCCCAUGAGCGGUUCACAGAAGGCUGCACCUGAAAUUCAGACGAGCUUUAGGGUUGAUUCUUCUUCCUCCUUCAGUCUCUUUCCCCUAAAGGCCAAUCCCCUAAUUCUGCCUGGGGUGAGAAUUGGUUACUCGAUUGAUGUGGUUCUUUAAAUAGUUCCCUGGGCAGUGCUUUGGCUGCAGCAGGGCAAAACACCUGAUGAGCUUCGUUUUCUUGAGCUUAUCCUGUCGAGAAAGCCAGGUGUUUGCCAGGGAGUGUGCUCACCCCUCGAAUGCUAACCCUUGGAAGAGAUUAAUUGACUGUGGUGUUGGUGUGUCACCUUUCCAAGCAGUAUGUGUGCUGUACUUACCUUUCGUAAGGAGAGUUUUACAGCUCGUUGUAAAUACACUACUUGGAGAAAGCUUAUGAAAUGGUGGGGAAGAAUGUAUUUUUAUGCAACUUUGAGUGGCCUUUCAAACCCUGAGACGAAUGAUUUGUUUUACUGGUUGUUGUUAUAUAGUAUUAUGUGUUUGAAAGUUUGGGAAUAAUAUUCACAGCUAUAUGAUGCUUGUAAACACAACAGUAUUUAUAAAUGGAUAAAAUAAAACAGUGUUUUAACUUUU